Messenger RNA from Neohortaea acidophila, 1866 nucleotides. Its product is annotated as peptidase M24, structural domain-containing protein. The transcript has 2 exons. The coding region runs from base 1 to 1866 and encodes 621 amino acids. Gene Ontology annotation, molecular function: metalloaminopeptidase activity. The record is from RefSeq and is a predicted model, not a curated record. Lineage: Eukaryota; Fungi; Ascomycota; Dothideomycetes; Mycosphaerellales; Teratosphaeriaceae.
AUGGCCAAAGUCGACACCUCCGCCCGACUGGCGCAUCUGCGCCAGCUCAUGCAGAAACACGAGGUAGACGUCUACGUCAUCCCCUCGGAAGACGCCCACUCUUCGGAAUACAUCGCGCCCACCGACGCCCGACGCGCCUUCCUCACAGGCUUCACAGGCUCCGCGGGCACGGCAGUAGUGACGCAAGAGAAGGCCGCGCUCGCGACGGACGGGCGCUACUUCAACCAAGCCGCCAGCCAGCUCGACGAUAACUGGACGCUGCUGAAGCAAGGGCUGCAAGACGUGCCGACGUGGCAGGAGUGGGCGGUCGAGCAGGCGGAGGGGGGCAAGAGCGUAGGCGUGGAUCCGACGACGAUUACCGCGCCUGAGGGAAAGAAGCUGGGGGAGAAGAUUGUGAAGAAGGGGGGCAAGGGACUUGUGCCUGUUGUGGCGAAUUUGGUGGAUGAGGUGUGGGGUGCUAAGAAGCCUGGACGGCCGAAUGAGGGGGUGAGAGUGCUGGGGUUGGAGUAUGCGGGGAAGAAGUGGGAGGAGAAGGUUGAGGAGUUGCGCAAGGAGUUGGAGAAGAAGAAGGCCGCGGGCUUUGUGGUUAGUAUGUUGGAUGAGGUGGCGUGGUUGUUCAACUUGCGGGGGAACGAUAUCCCAUACAACCCGGUGUUCUUCUCAUACGCCCUGAUUACGCCUACGACGGUGACGCUGUAUGUGGACGAGUCGAAACUGGGCGCAAAGGGAAAAGAGCAUCUCUCCGGCGUCAGCAUCAAGCCCUACGACGCCAUCUUCUCCGAUCUCACUGCGCUGGUGAAGUCGGACGAGCCCGUGACGAACGGCACAGCGCAUACUUCUUCAUCAUCAUCACCGCCGAAACGAAAAUACCUCAUCUCCACCAAAGGCUCCUGGGCGCUCUCGCACGCACUCGGCGGAGAGGAGAAUGUCGAGGAGAUCCGAUCGCUCAUCGGCGACGCCAAAGCGGUGAAGAACGACACGGAGCUAGAAGGUAUGCGGCAAUGCCACAUCCGCGACGGCGCCGCACUAUCCGAAUACUUCGCCUGGCUGGAAGAGCAAAUCCACUCGGGCACGCAGCUCGAUGAGGUCCAAGCGGCAGACAAACUCGAGUCGAUCCGCAAAACCAAAGACCACUUCGUCGGCCUCUCCUUCGACACCAUCUCGAGCACUGGCGCCAACGCGGCCAUUAUCCACUACAAGCCCGAGCCGGGCAGCUGCUCCACCAUCGACCCCGCGAAAAUCUACCUCUGCGACUCCGGCGCGCAGUAUCUCGACGGCACCACCGACACGACGCGCACGCUGCACUUCGGCCAGCCGACGCCAAUGGAAAUCGAGGCCUACACCCUCGUCCUCAAAGGCCACAUUGCCCUCGAGCUUGCGGUCUUCCCCAAGGGCACGUCGGGCUUCGCCAUUGACGCUUUCGCCCGGCAGUUUCUGUGGGCGUACGGGCUGGAAUACCGGCACGGCACCGGGCACGGCGUGGGCUCGUUCCUAAACGUACACGAAGGCCCGAUCGGCAUCGGCACGCGGGUGCAGUACGCCGACGUGCCGCUGGCGGCGGGCAACGUGCUCUCCAACGAGCCCGGGUACUACGACGACGGCAAUUUCGGGAUCCGGAUUGAGAACAUGUUUAUGGUGAAGGAGGUGCAGACGAAGCACAGGUUUGGGGACAAGCCGUCGUUUGGGUUUGAGCACGUCACGCUCGUGCCCAUGUGUCGGGCGCUGGUGGAUGUUGCGCUGCUGACGGAGCGGGAGCGCGAGUGGGUGAAUGCGUAUCAUGCGGAGGUGCUGGAGAAAACGGGGGUGUUUUUCAAGCAGGACGAGCGGACGAGACGGUGGUUGGAGCGGGAGUGUGCGCCGUAUUAG